Amphiprion ocellaris (clown anemonefish) is the source of this 2808-nucleotide messenger RNA. It is a transcript of the gene mdfic2, whose product is annotated as MyoD family inhibitor domain containing 2. The record is from RefSeq and is a predicted model, not a curated record. Bases 140 to 688 code for a protein of 182 amino acids. Lineage: Eukaryota; Metazoa; Chordata; Actinopteri; Pomacentridae. The transcript is spliced from 4 exons.
AUUUCUCCUGGAUGCUCUCUGCCUUGCCGAGGUAAACAGCUGCCUCCACAGGCAGGACGAGGAGAAGACGAUGUUGCAGCUCGCUGUGUGAGAACCCAAACCCCGAGAGCCUACGAGUGCAUGAAGACGGCGAGCUGUGAUGGCAGAUGAAACGACUCUGAGAGCUGAUGUAAAAGACAAAGGGAGAGUAAACACCACUGAGGAGAGCUCCACAUGGGUGAAAGGAGAAAGAAUCCAAAGUGAGGCUCAAGUCAGUGACUGGAGACUCAGUGUCCCUGCAGAAACUGAGCUCGGGGAAACCAGUAAAGCCACAGACAAUAAGCGUCCUAGAGAGUGUGACAGCUCCUCGUCACCUCUUUUCUCUUUGAAAAUGUACCUGAGAGGAUCUCCCACUGCAGCAUCUUUGUCUUCUUCUCAGCAGAGCAAUAUGGGAGUUGACUGUGCAGGAAUUGUCCUGAACUGCCUCUUCUGCCGAUUCUAUGAUAUGAUCCACUUGCUGCCUGACUCCUGUGAGAGACUCGCCAAUCACUGCUGCCCCAGCUACAAACACGUCGUCACCACAGAGGAGGCUGAAUCCAGUGACGAUGAGUCUUACUUAGACUUGGACUGUGGGCUGUUCAGUUCCUGUCAGGAUGUAAGUGAUUGCCUGGAGCUGGCUAUGGAGGUUUCAGAGUUAUGCUAUCACUAGCAGAAGACCCGUAAUAAUCACCAAUCAGUGAAUUCCUGAGGGCUGCAACACAUAAAUGCAAAAAAAUAAGUGAAAGCUACAAUGUGGAGCAUUUGUGAUAAUACAAAUCCAGUAUACAUUAUCCAUCUGUGUAUGCAUGUUUAAGUCGCCUGAAUGUAUGAGAAGACCUUUUCACAAAAGGAAGGCUGUCCACUUUUGUAUUUCCUAAUUAUUACAGUUUAUCGUUACAGACUCUUGGCUGCUCUAUAAUUAAGUAUUAAAUUAAGUCUCAUAUUCUAGGAGUCUCUGCUUCAACUUUAUUAACUCUAUUCAACUUCUUUUGUCUAGAUGUAGUGCAGCACAGGACAUACUUAUCCAUUAUCUGGCUACACUGAUGCACUCAAGCAGACGGUGACAUGACAAAAAAAGUUAUCAACAGCAAGGUGGCUAACAGGCUAAACUAUGCUGAUGCCACUGUUUAUAUGCACUGAUGCAUAUUUGUAUUUCUGUAACAAACAAAUAACUGGGCUUUUAUUUAUUCAGCACAAAAGCAGAAUCUGGCAGCCAAGUCAAGACAAUAAUUUAUCAUAUUUAUGAAAAAAAAACAGCAAAGAAUGUAUAUUUAGCAUUUCUGUUGAACGUAAGCAUUUAAAUUCAAAUGCACUUGUUUUUUUCUGAUCUAAUGCAUGGUUUGUUUUCUGUAAGGUCGAUCUGUUCAGGGAGAAAAGAGACGCUUAUAUUAAGUUGCCAGCUUUUGGAUGGAGUGUGUUUGCCUUUCUGAUUCGAUUCUUGAGCAAAUCUAACUGUCCUCUACAGUCGGAGUCACAGCGAGUGCACCAAGCUUGACAACCUUGUUUCUCGUGUGUAAAUAGAAGCCCUUAGUGUCUGCAGCCCCGCACAGGUAAAACAUCCUCAGGCGCUGCUGCUCGGCUCACGUCUCAAAGCAGCCAGUGAGCCAACAUGCACAGCAGAGCCAGGAUCAGGCAGAACUAAACGGAGGGCAGCCAUAAUUCAUGUUAUGUUAUAAUAGGCAUGUUAUUAUACUAGACAACAAAAGGAUUUGUUGACUUUCCAGUGAUGUUUUGAGCUAUCAGAAUUUGUCAAAAAAGCAAAUAACUGUCUGUCAAUGAAGAUGGACUGAUUUCAUGCAUACAGUAAAUGAGCAAAAAAGUGUUGAGACACUGUGUAUUUUUUAAUAUGGUAUGUUUUAUCUAAAGAAUAUAUUACAUUGCAUGUAUUUGGCAGAUGCGUUUUGUCCAUUCUGAAAAGCAAUAAGUGCAUUCCACUGAUGUCUGUAUAAUGUUACUCUGAUCUGUUACCAUGUUGCCCUUUCAGCAAACAUUACCAAGCAGUGCUGUAGCUGGCGAGCAGCAGUACACAAAAUUCAAGUGUCAGUGAGAAUCUCAGUUUUUGAGGUCAAUGGUUCAGCGCAUUUUCAGCAGAUAAAACUAAAGAAAUACAUAAUGUCAUUCUACCAAACCAUCUGAGAAGUAAUGUGUGGAAGCAUUUUUCAUCUAACAGCACAGAUGCAAAGCUAAGAGAAAGGCUGCUUUUAACCAUGCAACUGCCUUACCAGUAACUUCACUACAGCGGUGAAUCUGAAGAGUCACGGAACGUGUCAGUCCUGCUUCAGCAGAGGUCUCAUCAAUGAGCUAAAUGCCAUGAUACAGAAUAUUUCGAAGGAAAAGUUGCUAGAUGUCCACAUUUGCAAACUAGAAUAUUGUUGAACUUAAAGGUGAUGUCUGCAAUUCUGGAAAACCAUUGUUGACAUUAAUCCAGAUUGCAUGUUGAGAUAGUUAGCAUAUCCCAGAUUGACCGUCCCUCUUGCUCCCGAUGCCACCCUAACUGCUCCCCCCUCCUGUGCACAAAUGAAAACAAGCACAGAACGUGCUAAGAUAGCGUUGUAUGGAUCCAAGCUACUUUGUCCUGAAUUUGCAGACAUACAACAUUGUAUGAACACUGGAUUUAUUUUUUUUUUUUCUGUACAUACACACACAACAGACAGCUGACAGAUCGUGAGGAGAUACCCACUGAAUUUAAUGGAAAGUGUGUUAGAUAAGACUUGCAUACUCCACACUUACUGUGCUUACAUGUACAAAUUCGAUUCAAUCAUUGUCAAUAAAACAAUGAAAUUUCGUUCA